Molecule: messenger RNA, 546 nt
Organism: Auanema sp. JU1783
Lineage: Eukaryota; Metazoa; Nematoda; Chromadorea; Rhabditida; Rhabditidae
Source: the annotation of a GenBank genome assembly
AUGGGACAAGCCGCUAGUAUUCCCUACAAUCACUGCCAUGUUAACUAUCCGAGACAGCCAAUUGGUAGUCCUGUACGAGCCAUUCAUGCACAAGAGCACCUGCAACAUAUACCUGCCGUUCCAUCAGCACCGGCUAUGGUUUCUCAGCCCAAUGCAAUAGUCGUUCCUCUACACUACUAUCCAAACAGUUUUUAUACUCCAUCAGCUGGUAAUGGGGGGUCGAUUAUUAAUCGCAUAGAAGAUAGAUUCACUGAGCUGAAUGAGCGGGUAACAGAAAGCUUAGAUGGAAACAGAUUUUACAACCAAGUUCGAGACCCAAAUAUUCCCAUACCACCAGGGCACAUUGUGCAGACAAACACUUACGUGCCCGUUUCGAUGAAUACUCCUCAAGGAGUGUACCCGCCGCCUCAAACAACGUCACAUGCUUAUUACGGAAGUCCACCUCCUUAUACUCCCACAGCUCCACAAUUUGAAGAGUCCUUAUAUCCCUCUUUCGAUGACAUGGAGAAGAAAAUGAAAAAUUUGGAAGUCGGCUCAAAAAGCUGA